UCAACAAUUUAUUAAUUUAAUUUAUCUUUUUAUGUCAUUUGAUUUCUAGUUUCAACUCUUCAAUUCAAAUUUCAUCUGGAGAAGUUUCUCUUCUUGGUCUUUUGAAUGGCCAAGUUACUCUCUCCAGUGUACACAGAACCUCUCAAACUGCAUAACCCAUCACAGAAAUUUUGUUCCAGAAGCUCAUGGAGGUUGCUGCCAAAAACUGCAACCCACAUGAACUCUGUGACACACAAUGGCAAACGAAGAGGGUGUGGCAGGGUAAGAGUUGCUGCUGAGGAAAAAUCGUUUUCAACAAGUGACACUGUUGCAGAUGAUUACUAUGCAGUUCUGGGUCUGCUUCCAGAUGCCACUCCUGCACAGAUCAAGAAGGCCUAUUACAAUUGCAUGAAAGCUUGCCACCCAGAUUUGAGUGGCAAUGAUCCUGAGACAACCAACUUCUGCACGUUCAUCAAUGAAGUGUAUGGGGUGCUUAGUGAUCCCAUUCAGCGCAUGAUUUAUGAUGAAAUUCAUGGGUAUUCUUUGACUUCCAUUAACCCUUUUCGGGACGAGUCUAGUCCGAAGGAUCAUGUUUUUGUUGAUGAAUUCAGCUGCAUAGGAUGCAAAAAUUGUGCCAAUGUAGCCUGUGAUGUGUUUGGAAUAGAGGAAGAGUUUGGAAGAGCCAGAGUGUACAGCCAAUGCGGGAAACCUGACUUAGUUCAACAGGCUAUUGAUAGUUGCCCUGUUGACUGCAUUCAUUGGACAUCAGCCGCACAACUAUCAUUGCUUGAAGACGAAAUGCGCCGUGUAGAAAGAGUCAAUGUUGCCCUGAUGCUUUCAGGAAUGGGAUCAGCAUCAAAUGAUGUUUUCAGAAUGGCAAGUUCGCGAUGGGAAAAGAGGCAGGCAAAAGUCCUGGAACAAGCAAAAUUGAGAAUGAUGAAGGAGAAAGGUUCUGAGAAAGCAGAUAUGUUCUGGAACAAUCUUUGGGGUAAACAAAAAGACUUAAGUUCAGAGGAGGAAAUGAAAGAAAGAGCAAAGAGGGCUGCAGCUGCUGCUAGAAGAUGGAGGGAAUACUCAAGAAGGGGUGUUGAUAAGCCUCCCACAUUCAAACUUCCAGAGGCAGCUUCCACCAUGGAUUAGUGACUACUAUCUUCCUUAUACCAUCCAUUCCCAUGUAAUUAAUUCAUCCAUAGCAUCUCAAUGAAUCUCAUAAGCUUAAUUCCCAUUUAA
Molecule: messenger RNA, 1209 nt
Organism: Vigna unguiculata (cowpea)
Lineage: Eukaryota; Viridiplantae; Streptophyta; Magnoliopsida; Fabales; Fabaceae
Product: chaperone protein dnaJ C76, chloroplastic-like
Source: RefSeq, a predicted model, not a curated record